AGCACAGGCUUGGAAUCAGAUGCCUGCGGCCGUGCCAUGCCAGGAGAAGCUGUCCUUUCCCGAGAGCCGCUCGCGACGGGGGCAGGGAAAGAAGAUGACUUCUGCCAAGAAACUGCCUUCAAGUCCGUACACUGAGCAAAACCGAUCUCCUCAUCUGCCUCUCUGCACAAAUCCUGGCAAUCCGGUGUUUUCCUGUAUGCUGGACCCCAAAAGAGUCAUGACCAAUGGUUCUUUGACAAAGCCUCAGGUUUUACUGUUUAAAACAACUUCAAGUGAGUAUGGUGCUAUACCACCUAUCUCACAGAUGGUACCCUGUACUUAUCACCCAGUGGAUCAAACCUUUUCAAAACACUUACUCACUUGUGGAUCAUUUCAAGAUAGUUAUUUAAACACUGCCAUUGACAGAAGUAGGGUAUAUGACUACCCCAAUUUACAGCAUACUCUGUAAAAAUGCAUCUCCAUCUUUUUGUCACAGACUUAGACUAGAAACUUAGCUUUAAGAAAACAAAUCUGACUGUUACUUCAGUCAUUCUGGGAAUAACUGUCAAUAUCUGAUUUAUUUGGGGUUUGCUGGGUUGAAUAAGAUGUAUCAAAAAGGAUGUAGCCCAUUUGAUGAUACACUUCUCUCAAUCAGACCUAAACCCAUAAAAAUAAAACUGUCGAAACUGGUAUCAUAAAUGUGGAACUCUAAUUUUAUAGAAAGAGUUAAGUGCAGAAGACAUUGACCUGAAGGUUUCUUUGUUUUAAUUAAAGUAUUUUCUGGUUUUAAAACUUAAAAGUCAGUCUCCACAUUCCUACAUCUCAGGCCACUAAUACCAACAUAAUGCAUAUAUGACUUCGAUAUGGUAUACGCACCGUCAGCUCAGGUAUUGAAGUCAGAAGUUUAAUAUCCAUUUGCUCCCAAUAAAAUCAGAUGAAACAGGCAGAUAUUUUUCACGCUACCAAGCACAUUCGCUUCCCUAACCUUUAAAGAGGGCACCAUUUCUAUUUCAUAGCAGUAGAAAAAGGUGCCUGUCUACAUCAAAAAUAGCCUUGAGCAGCUAUAACAAAUCACUACCAUACAAACAGCCUAUACAGAUUGUUCUAACAGGCUCUGGAACUAAAACAGAAACUGAGGAACUUAGCACCAGCGUCUGCCUCUUUGCAUUUUCUUUUUCCCACGGCCAGUGUCUCUCCUCCUUAGCCCCCACCUCCCCUCAGAAAAUAGCCGUAUUUUGGCAAGUAUAC
Molecule: messenger RNA, 1227 nt
Organism: Aptenodytes forsteri (emperor penguin)
Lineage: Eukaryota; Metazoa; Chordata; Aves; Sphenisciformes; Spheniscidae
Gene: PIERCE2
Product: chromosome unknown C15orf65 homolog
Exons: 2
Coding region: 20-448 (142 amino acids)
Biological process (GO): axoneme assembly
Cellular component (GO): axonemal microtubule
Source: RefSeq, a predicted model, not a curated record